AUGAACAUGAAAGAUUUAGACCACCCUUCACAGAAUAAAGACGGUCAUUAUACACAAGCUUUAAAACACUGUAUUCCUGUUCGAUGUCAUAAAAGAAAAGAUAAUGAGAUUCCCAUGAAAUAUGCUGGUUGUUUCUCAUAUAUGACUGUCAGUUGGCUGGGGAAUAUAGUGUGGAAGAUUUAUAAAAAUGGCAUUGAUUCAGUGACCUUGUGGAAAUGUUCUGAAAAUGAGAGCAGUUUUCACAACCUAAUGAGGCUUGAAAAUUUGUGGAAUGAAGAAAUUAAUAAAAAAGGUCCUGCAGCUUCUUUUAAGAAUGUCUUCAUACAGUUUGUAAAAACAAGGAUGAUUUUGGCCAGUGUCUUUUUAAUCAUCAGUUUAGCAUGCAGUUUAUUCACACCUUUUUAUUUAAUCCACCAACUUUUGGAUUAUAUGUCAUCUGAGAACAAAGUUUUAAUGGAAGGUAUUCUUCUUGUUAUCGGUCUUCUAAUAAGUGAGCUCAUACGUAGUCUUUCGUUUGCUACUAUGUGGAGUAUGAAUUAUACAACAGGUGUACGUGUAAAAGUUGCAGCUACAGCUUUACUCUAUAAAAAAAUUAUGCUGGUGAAAAGUAUGAAGGAAAAAACUGCUGGGGAACUAAUCAAUAUGUGUACAUUAGAUGGACAACGAUUCUGUGAUGCUACUGUCCUGGCUCCCCUUGCUGUUGGUAGCCCAUUUGUCCUUGUUUGUGGGGUUAUCUACAACAUUUUCCUUUUGGGUCCAUUUUCAUUGAUUGGAGCUGCUGUAUUUAUUGGAUUUUAUCCACUUGUGCUCCUGCUGAUGAAGUUAGCAGCUUAUUACCGGAAAAAGAUUGCAGAAACAACAGACCAACGUGUAAACAUUAUGAAUGAAUUGUUCUCUUGCAUUUGUUUGGUAAAGAUGUAUGCUUGGGAAUUAUCAUUUACAAAGAUAAUUCAAGAUAUUCGAAAAUUAGAAAAACAAUUAUUGACUAAAACUGCUUUUGUUCAAACUGUGAAUGUUGUAAUUCCUCCAAUGGUGCCAAUCAUUGCUGGAGUUGUUACUUUUCUUUCUUACAUUUUGACAAAGAAUGAUUUGACAGCAGCUCAGGCCUUUACUAUGAUAGCUGUCCUCAACAGUAUGCGUUUUGCUCUUGGUUCUCUCCCAUAUUGCUUCAAAGCAUUAUCUGAUGCUUCUGUUUCUAUAAAGAGAUACCAGGAAGUAUUAAGCUUGGAUCAAAUUGAAGACAUUGAGAAAUCAAAUUUGAAAGAUGAAGAAAUGGUUGUCUUUGAAAAUGCAUCCCUAAGUUGGAAUUGUACAGCAAAAAAAGAAGAAAUGUCUACAGACAACAAAGAAAUGAAGUGUAAUAAUAGGGGAGAAAAGUUAACAGAGAACAUGAAGUUACUUCCAUCAUCACAAGAAGCCAUAUUAACUAACAUCAGUUUUGUUCUCAAAAAAGGCCAAAUGUUGGGAGUAUGUGGCAGUAUAGGUUCUGGAAAGAGUUCUUUGAUAUCAGCUAUUCUUGGACGAAUGAACCUAGUUUCUGGAAAAAUCUCCAAGCAGGGAAUUGUUGCUUAUGUUCCACAGCAAGCUUGGAUCAUGAAUGCUUCUGCUCAAGAGAAUAUUCUUUUUGGUCUUCCAUUUGAUGAAGAAAGAUAUGAUCAAAUAGUUGAAGCUUGUUGUCUGAAAGAAGAUUUUAAUCUUAUUGGGGAUGACACUGAAAUUGGUGAAAGAGGCAUGAAUUUGAGUGGUGGUCAAAAACAAAGAAUUGGACUUGCUCGAGCAGUGUACAGUGACCGAGAUAUAUACCUUUUAGAUGAUCCAUUAUCGGCUGUUGAUGUCCAUAUAGGGAAACAUAUAUUUGAUCGUUGUAUCAACACAUUUCUUAAAGAGAAAACAGUUAUAUUUGUUACCCAUCAACUUCAGUAUUUGGAGUCCUGUGACCACAUCUUAUUUUUAAAAGAUGGAAAGAUUUCUGAACAAGGUUCUCAUCAGUCUUUGAUGGCUGAUCAUUUGGAAUAUUGUGCACUUAUAGAAUCAUUCUAUGAAGACUCAAAUUUGGAAGAAAAGAAAAAAACUGAAUGUAUGACUCCCCUCUCACCAAGCCCUUCAUUACACCCCCGUUUCCAGUUUAAUCGCACACAGUCAGUAAUAAGCAGACGGAUAUCAGCUAGCCAGUUAAGUCUUAAUGAAUCUAUUCUAGACAAUGCAGAUUUGGUACAAGAGGAAGAAUCUUCUACUAAUGUUGGCCUGCCAGAGCUGUGGUUCUAUAUGAAAGCUUGUGGUGGUUUCUUUAUUUGUAUUUUUGCCCUGUUAAUGUUCGCUGUAUCUAUUGCUGUGCAAACUAGUUCAGCUUGGUGGCUCACAUAUUGGAUUCAACAGAAUGAUACUGAUAACAUUGAUAACAAAAAUACCAGUUCUGUUAGAAUAAGCAGUCAUCCUCUAGUAAACCUUUUUGCUACUGUCUAUGGUCUUACUGUGUUGGUAACCAUAUUAGUUCAUUUGAUACGAGGCUACAUUUAUGUAAAGACAACUAUCAAAGGUGCCAACUGGUGUCACAACCAGCUUUUGCAAAAAGUUAUCUGGUUUCCCAUGGAGUUCUUUGAUUGCAAUCCUGUUGGAAGAAUUUUAAACAGAUUCUCUUCUGAUAUGGAUGAAGUUGAUUCCCGACUGGCUUCAUUGAUGGAAAUGUUUUUUAUGAAUAUACUCUCACUUCUUGCUGCUAAUAUCUCUAUGAUUAUUGUGGUUCCGUGGAUGUCAGUUGUUAGUAUCCCAUUAAUGAUUGCCUUUGUAUUACUGAGUCGUAUAUUUGCAACCAGUCUUCGAGAAAUCAAGAAGAAAGACAAUGUAACACGUUCCCCGCUCAUCAGUCUUAUCUCAGCAACUAUGCAUGGCCUUUCAACUAUCUUUGCUUACAAGAAAAAUCAAUUAUUCAUUGACAGAUAUUGCCAAAUACAAGAUGAAAAUACUGUUCCCUUUUUCCUGUUCUACAUGAUGAAUCGUUGGGUUGCAAUUCGUUUGGACUUCAUCUGUAUUUUAAUUUGCUUCUCUUGUGCCUUAAGUAUUGUAUUACUGGCUGAUGUGAUGCCAGCUGCUUUGGCUGGCCUUGGACUCUCUUUUGCUUUACAGGUUACAAAUUUAUCGCAAUAUACUGUUCGCCUUUGGAUUGAACUUGAAGCCAGAUUUGAUUCAAUCAAAAGAAUUAAGGAAUAUGUAGACAAAAAUGAAUCAGAAGCAGAUUCAAAAACUUCACCUGAAUAUGCUUUAUCAGCUGACUGGCCAACCAGUGGACAUAUACAAUUCAACGAAUACAGCAUGAAAUAUCGUAGCAAUUUGCCAAAUGCUCUUAAGAAAAUAUGUCUAGAUAUUUCUCCUUCUCAAAAACUUGGUAUUGUUGGAAGAUCUGGUUCAGGAAAAUCCUCACUUGGUGCUGCUCUCUUCCGACUGGUUGAACCAUCAGAUGGAAACAUUAUUAUUGAUGGUUAUGAUAUCACAAAAGUAGGCCUUCAAGAUCUUCGCUCUCGCAUAUCAAUCAUUCCUCAAGAUCCUAUUCUAUUUAGAGGCACAAUCAGAUAUAAUCUGGAUCCAUUGCAGAACUGUAAUGACUUUGAACUUUGGGAAGCUCUUGAAAAAUGUCACAUUAAGAAUAGAGUUGAAUCAUUAGAAGGUCAGCUGAACAGUUUUAUAGAAGAAAAUGGUGAAAACUUUUCUGUUGGUGAACGUCAGCUAUUUUGCUUGGCAAGAGCUUUGCUCAGAAAGUGUAAGAUUCUAAUUUUAGAUGAAGCUACAGCCUCUAUUGAUACAGAAACUGAUCAUCUAAUUCAGAAAACUUUACAAAAUUCAUUUAGUCACUGUACUAUGCUGGUGAUUGCACAUCGUUUAAAUACAGUUAUUGACUGUAGCAGGAUUAUUGUUAUGGAAAAUGGCAAGAUAGCUGAAUAUGGUAAACCUACUGUUUUGAUUAGUAUGAAGAAUUCCAAGUUCCGAGCAAUGUGGGAAGCAUCAGAAACCAAGAAAACAAAAUCCUGA
Acanthosepion pharaonis is the source of this 4023-nucleotide messenger RNA. The record is from the annotation of a GenBank genome assembly. Lineage: Eukaryota; Metazoa; Mollusca; Cephalopoda; Sepiida; Sepiidae.